AUGGCACCUACAGAUGCCGAUGCUGUCCAACCAGCACCGUCGAAGAAGGUGCGGUUAGCCUGUCGUCGAUGCCGUGCCAAACGUGUGAAGGCGAGUAACUGUGAUGGAAGUAUCCCAGCGUGUGGGAGCUGCGCUCGUGCAGGUGUUCCGUGUGUCGAUGUUGAUGGCCGGAACAAUGGACUAUCCAUCCCAAGAGACUUCAUCACACGAUGUUACGCCAGGAUUAGCUGGCUUGAACAGAGACUGAAGGAGAUCGACCCACAGUUCGAUUUAUCUCAAGGGCCUGCAGUCGACAUGACCAGUGCGGAUGAAACAACCGCACCUCAUCCUGCAAUGUCUACCAGCGGAACAGGUCAGGAGCGCGCACAUGCACCGUCACCGGCACUCGAAUGUGCAGAUCAACCCCUUGUAGAAGCCGCCACUUCUUCAAAGCGCUCGUAUUCUAUGGCAGAGGGGCCAGAGUUGGAACAACCUAUUUUCGUUGAACUGGGCAUGCUCUCCUUGCAUUCCGAUUCCCGACAGAAACACUAUCUUGGAUCGUCAUCUGGUCUGCUUUUCACGAGACUGAUUGGCAUUGAUAGCGAGCGAAGUUCUACCGCCAGCCCAGAGAUGGUAUCGACGUCCUCUCGCAGUGGUCAUCGUCGCCGCUUGGCCCCUGGUCGUAGUCAGUCGCGCGAGGUCCACCAAGGUCUCUAUGAUCGAUUAAGAGAGGAAUUACCGUCCCCGGAGGAAGCCAGUGCCUUGUUGGAAGUCUAUUUUCAGGUGAUCCACGUGGAUCACCCAUUUCUCCAUCCUCACUCAGUAUGUAACGCGUAUCGGGCACUGAGAGAUUGUGCAGACCUCGGCUGCAAUGGCCACAUAGGACCCAAUGGCUGGAUUGAUACUAUCAACGCGUUCUCCUACAAUGGAAGAUACGAUGUCACUGCCGGGAACGAAACCACACCGAUCUCUAUUUUCACAGCUACGUUCCAUCUUUUUAUGGUGUUCUCACUCGCGGCGACCGUUAUGACUCGGAACAGAAGCUUCGAUCACUCCCCAGACAAGUAUUAUCGGGUAGCCAUGUCAGCUGCCUCUGAAUGCUUUUGCAGCAUCUCCGUGCCAGCUCUACAAGGAGUGCUGCUGCUAAUGGUCCAGGGCUUGAUUGGCCCUGCCGCUAUCAACAUCUGGACGCUCUCGUACAUUGCCACGUCGCAUUGUAUUGACUUAGGCCUCCAUCGAGAGCCCACAGAUUACUCUGAACUCACCCCCACAGCAUUGACGAAUCGCCGGCUUAUUUUCCAUACAGUCUACUCUCUUGACCGCUCCAUAUCAACAAUUCAAGGAAGGCCUCUGGGUAUCCGGGACGAGACCUUCGAUGUAAGGUGGCCGAAGUUUGAGGAAAUCCAAGAGUUUACAUACCCAGUCGAACAGAGCAAUGAACUCGAUGUACAGCUGCCGUCGCCAGAGACCAUGGCUUUGUGCGUUUAUCGCUUCCGGGUCGACUCUUACAUCUCGGAAAUAAAACUUCUAUUCUAUAGGUUGCCCGCGCAAGGGGAUGCCACGAUCUGGCCCACGGAUCUAGCUAGCAUACAGCAGCGCAUAAAGGCUAAGCUAGAUGAUUGGCUAGCGGAGACGGCGAGUCUUCGGCCGACGUCAAACAUGCAGGACAUCGAGGAUAGAGAUUUGAAAUUCCACUGCGAGCAACUUAAACUGGAAUCAUUGUACCAUUCAGCCAUCACCCUGCUUUUCCAGCCGUCCCAAGUCUUUCGAUCACCCUCAAGGGUUGCUUUGAACCUCUGCUACCAGAGCUGUCGGAGGCGCUUACGGAUAUACAAAUACCUUAACCAUGAAGAAAAGCUGCACUAUACCUGGCGGCAUGUACAUGGUAUUUUCUCUUCUGGGGCCACGAUCGUCUAUUGUUUUUGGGCUUCGCGUGACCUCCUAGAAACGAUACCGUUUUCGGAAGCUCUGAGCGAUCUUCGCACAUGCUCUAACCUGCUCAGCGUUGGCAGUCAGUGGUGGCCGUCUCUUCGUAGAGGAAAGGACAGUUUUGAUAACAUGGUAGAUCUCACAAUCAAGCGACUGAGCCAGCUACAAACCUUGUCUCAGCUGCAGCCGCCACCACGGGCACAACGGCGACGGGUCGUCCAGUCUUCAGAUCCGCCACCACUUGCAUCGAAUAUCGGUGCCAUGCCGGAUAUGAUCCACGCGCAGAUGGGGGCACCCGUUCUUGACCACCAUCAUGCUGUCGUAUAUGACUCUAUCAGCUCUGUUGACGCCGCAGCCACGGCCACAGAAACUGUGCGAACCGAGUCAUACCAGGAACACCAUACACAGAGUGAACCUGACCCGUUCCUAUCACAGAUUGGGGGUCUUCUCCCGGCUGACUCCGACCAAUCUACUAUUGAUUCAGCAAUGGAGGGCUUCUUGGUGGAAUACUUGCAUGGUGACUGGGGCUGGGAUCCAUUCUCUAGCACUAGCAGCGUGGAAAUCCCAGACUACGUAUGA
This is a messenger RNA of Aspergillus bombycis, 2487 nucleotides long. RefSeq lists its product as uncharacterized. The coding region runs from base 1 to 2487 and encodes 828 amino acids. NCBI's taxonomy places the organism in Eukaryota, Fungi, Ascomycota, Eurotiomycetes, Eurotiales, Aspergillaceae. The record is from RefSeq and is a predicted model, not a curated record. Gene Ontology annotation, biological process: DNA-templated transcription; positive regulation of transcription by RNA polymerase II. Gene Ontology annotation, molecular function: DNA-binding transcription factor activity, RNA polymerase II-specific; zinc ion binding; sequence-specific DNA binding. The transcript is spliced from 5 exons.